AUGGCGCCCGGCGAACUUUCCGAGAUCAAGACAAUUUACCAACGUCCCGACGAGGAAGAAAAUGUCUCUUGGGUGGAUGAAUGUCCCAAAGAAAUUACUACCGGCCCGGAUAGGAAUGCCAAAUCUACGCAGUUUGCUAUAAUUCUACGGCAGAAGCAGAGCAAAUCUCCUCUCAGGGCGCUUGAAGCCCAUUCCAUUGUGAUUCAGAGUCAAGCACUCAGAGAUGCCCUGAGUGAAUAUGUUUUCAAAGACUACCCUGGUCCGGUGUGGGAGGUCGAUCGAGUGGUUUUUGAAGCCCCAUUCAGACCGUUUGUUAAUCGCUGGGCCAAAUUCCAAAAGUUGAAAAAGCGUCGGAACCUCGACGGCAAAACCAAAGAACAUAUCGCCCUGCUUUAUGACCUCCUUAGUUCGGAGCUAAGCGAUGCCAUCAGUAUGCACCAGGGUUAUACCAUUAGCAGGGUGGUGCCAUGGCAUAAUCUAUGGAUGAUCCUCAUUUCCGGUGAAGUAGUCAUUACGAACAACAACGGUAGCUUCGUUGCAUCCAAGGUGCUGCAAGCCGGAUAUGGGAAAGACAAGGACGGGGAGUUUUUCAGCAUUCAUUACUUCUCCGUGGAUUGGAGUGGUGAUUUCUUCGGUUAUUACGAGCAGGAGCAAAAAAUCCGCCCGUACGAAGAUCAAAGGGGGAUUAAUACGCUUCCAAUAUAUCCUAUUGAUUUCCAUGAAGAUAAAAACCUCAGGAACCUCUUAACACUGCGGGGGAAGAAAUUUGAAAGUUCAGUGGGAUACCACUACAAAUCGUACAAUGGCGCAGCCAUAACUUGGAAUCGAUCCUCCUGUAAUGAGGAAAAAGUCCAUGUUUCUGGGCGUAUCAUUAUCGAUCGCCACGAAUUUGCCCGCUAUUCUCCCUUCAGUUUCCGGCACGUUCGGCGAAGACUUUCUCCCGAGAAAGAUAACAUUCCCAAGACGCUCACUUCCGAUCACCAUAUGCUAUGCAUGGACCGUCUAUACGGAUACUCACCUCAAUUACACACCUGGAUGGACUUUUUUGUGGACAAUAUUCAAGAUAUCGAGUGGCGGACCAACACACUAGAGGGCCUGGUACUUCCAAAGCCCAAGAAAGAUCUCCUUGCUGCCAUAACCCGAGCAAAAAAGUCGGGCGAACACGAGUUCAGUGACUUUAUUGAAGGUAAGGGAGAAGGUAUCAUCAUGUUGCUUUCUGGCCCCCCCGGAACUGGAAAGACGCUCACGGCAGAGGCUAUUGCGGAGGAUAUGCGGGUUCCAUUAAUUGCUAUCACAUUCUCCAAUCUCGGCCACCACGUUUACAUGAUUGAGCGGGAACUGUCGAGAAUAUUUGAACUUGCUGCACACUGGAACUCCAUUCUGUUACUGGAUGAAUGCGAUGUGUUUCUCCAGGCUCGUUCACCAGAUCGAUUGGAACAAAAUAACAUUGUUUCAAUAUUCCUCCGCACGUUAGAAUACUACAAAGGAAUUCUCUUUAUGACGUCAAAUCACACUGCCAAUAUUGAUCCGGCUUUUUCCUCUCGCAUUCAUCUAUCUCUGGAAUAUCCCGAGCUCGAUCAGGACUCCCGACUGCAGGUGUGGAAUACUGUGCUAAAAUCACUCGUCAAGUCCCACGAGUUAUCCCAUGAGGACAUUCUGAGGCUGUCAAAUCUGGAUAUCAACGGGAGGCAGAUCAAAAACAUUGCACGGAUGGCACAGCUCCUGGCGUUAAGCAACAAACAGUCUCUCCGAAUAGAGUCCAUUGACACUAUCCUAUCCAUUGAGAGCCGUCAAAUAGCAUCAAUGCCGACUCGGGGAUCGAGUGGCUCUUUUGAAACUCCACUAUCAGUGGAGGGCCCUACCCGCAAUCCAACGAACAAGGAAACCGACACUCGAGAGUCAACCGAGUCCCGAACAAAACGCAAGGCCACCAGAACUGACGACGUACAACCCUCCAGUCACCGCCGGAGAAGGCUAUGA
Messenger RNA from Talaromyces proteolyticus, 1980 nucleotides. RefSeq names its product P-loop containing nucleoside triphosphate hydrolase protein. The transcript has 2 exons. The record is from RefSeq and is a predicted model, not a curated record. NCBI's taxonomy places the organism in Eukaryota, Fungi, Ascomycota, Eurotiomycetes, Eurotiales, Trichocomaceae. Bases 1 to 1980 code for a protein of 659 amino acids. Gene Ontology annotation, molecular function: ATP binding; ATP hydrolysis activity.